Molecule: messenger RNA, 2425 nt
Organism: Suillus plorans
Lineage: Eukaryota; Fungi; Basidiomycota; Agaricomycetes; Boletales; Suillaceae
Product: kinase-like domain-containing protein
Exons: 9
Coding region: 413-2425 (670 amino acids)
Biological process (GO): protein phosphorylation
Molecular function (GO): ATP binding; protein kinase activity; GTP binding
Source: RefSeq, a predicted model, not a curated record
GCGAACGUCUCACUACCGCUGACUCUCUUGUGCUGCUUAUGACGGCAGAAGUAUUGUAGCCGGCACAGGUCCAUGUAGGUAUCUAUCCUCGUGUUAUGAAUUCAAGCUUGUCAGGCUAUUAUAUUAUGGCUAAGUACACGGAAUGCAUGAGGUAUGUAGCGUGCCCUGGAAUUAAUCAAAUAGCUUCAGCUUGUCUUGCAUCGUCUGUCGAUAUGACCGCUAAUCAACAACGAUGCAUCAUGGCGGUGACGGUAGAUUGUUUCAAAGUCUAUCUUACUACAGCAAGUGGCGCCUCACGGUCUUCGCCUCAUUUAUAUAUAUCCUGGCUCCUUCGAUGUUCAUCAAACUCUGAUAUUGGGAUCUUACCACUCGGACUGCGCUCUCUCCUUGCCGUAGCUCGUCGUAGCACUUGAUGGCUUCUGCAUCUACUAUCGAGUGUCCCGUCAUUCCGAGAGAACAGCUAAUCAAAGUGAAGGAAUUUCCGGCAGCUGUGGGGGGCUAUGGACAGGUUUUUCAGUGCAUAAUGCAGCGGGCAGGGGCGCCAGAGGCUCCAGAGGCUUUGGUGGCUGUCAAGGUCCUAAUACAUGCUUCCAAGAAGCGUGCACGUCGUGAGAUGAGAUUAUGGAUGGCAGCAAGACAUGAUAAUAUCGUCCCUUUGCUCGGUAUUGCGGAGGGAUUUACAGAAGAAGGCUUUGCUAUGGUCUCUCCCUGGAUGGGAGGCGGGACACUUGCACUCUAUCUCCGGGAUCAUGAAGGAAACAUACCUUGCAGGAAAAAAAUUGACUUUGAUGUUACUAUUGGCUUGGCGUAUCUACACUCUCGAAAGAUUGUCCAUGGUGACCUCACAACUACUAAUGUUGUCCUUGAUGACAGUGGAAAAGCAUUGUUAAUCGACUUCGGGUUAUCGAAUGUGCUUGGCGGCAUGGCUGGUAGUUGCCUCUCACUCUCCGUAGCACGACCAGGGGCAGUGCGAUUUGCUGCACCAGAACUGUUGGUGGCAGAAGAGGCGACAAGCCAACCUACCGGAAUGGAUUCAGCGGUCGACAAUGAGCCGCCGGUAUCAAUACCGAAUGUACCCAGCGACAUUUAUUCUCUUGGCUGCAUAAUGCUUAAUGUCUUCACAGAAAAGCUUCCAUGGUACACCUAUGUCUAUAGUGAUCUAGCUAUUGUCGGAGCUCAUCACGCGAAGAAGUCGAUGCCCUUUCCUUCCAACAACCAUCUUUCUAAGGAGCGCAAACAGUUUAUUUGCGAGUGUACUUCAGUUCAAGUUGGCAGUAGGCCAUCAAGUCAAGAUGCCGCGGUUUUUAUCGAAGAGGAGCUACGUAUCGAAGCUCCCAUCCAGCAGUCGAUGACAAAGGCAUCAAAUAGAGAUAUCCCUACUAUCGUCUUGCACAAGCUAGAUACGGAGAUACCAAGCCACAUCCAAGAACCGAUUGCAAAUGUAGUCGGUCAUUUACAUCCCCGAGGUGACGGCAACACUCCUACCAACACUCCUACCAUCACCCCUUCUGCAUCGUCAUACUUAAGCUGCUUAACGUCGCAGCCAGUUGAUUCACAUGAUGGCGCAUCUUCACGAACUCGCAACACGUCCACCGUGGCGCAGCCAUCACCUCUAUCGCCUACUAUCUCGAUAACAGAUAGCAACAACCCACCUGUCCUUGUCGAUUCACCGACCAGAGAGUGUACUGUCGUCAUUGCCGGGGCCAUUGGUGCUGGUAAAAGUUCCCUCAUCAAUCUUUUAUCUAGGAAAAGUGUCGCGGACACAUCGAUCGACGCCGGGCGCUGCACGGGAGAGUUGAAGGAAUACCCAAUUUCUUUUCGCGACACCGCCUAUAGGGUGUUUGAUACUGUUGGGUUUGCAUGCAGUAACGGUCCUUCCUCUGUGCCCAAGGAACGGCCAAAGAAGUAUGAAAAACGGCAGAUCGGAGAAAUAUCCGGCCAAGGCAGUAUUGACUUGAUACUGCUUUGCGUACCGAGUAGAAACUUUCGUGUGCAAGCGGUGCUCGACAUUCACAACAAAAUCCAGGGCGAAUUGAACGGAAGAAAAGUGCCCGUCGUACUCGUUGUCACUCAUUUCGAGGAGCAGCAGCCCAGUGCUACUACUCAUACUAUCGACAGAUGGUGGUCCGAAAAUUCGUCGACGUUUCAGGCUCAACUGGACAUCAUCGCCAAACAUACUUGCAUCACUUUAAGUCACGACAAAUACCUCGAUGAGUCCCGCGAACAUAUCUUCCGGAUCAUGGCGCAGUAUCCCGCCUCCGAUGCAAGAGAGCUGCCGCGGCAGUCGUCUGGAGGUGACCAUUCUACGUCACCUUUCAGAGCCCUCUUGGAUGACGUGGUCCGGGCUCUUCACAUCAAACAACUGUCCGCGCAGGUCCGCGGGGUCGUCACAAGUGGGCUGAGUCUACGACCACGCUCGUCCUGA